Messenger RNA from Protobothrops mucrosquamatus (brown spotted pit viper), 2344 nucleotides. RefSeq names its product ectopic P granules protein 5 homolog. NCBI's taxonomy places the organism in Eukaryota, Metazoa, Chordata, Lepidosauria, Squamata, Viperidae. The record is from RefSeq and is a predicted model, not a curated record. Gene Ontology annotation, biological process: autophagosome maturation. Gene Ontology annotation, cellular component: cytoplasm. The annotation marks the transcript as partial. The transcript is spliced from 14 exons.
AUGCGCAAAUGUGAAUGUGGCCACACAAACAGGCUGCGAGCAUGCGCGCCACGCAAACGGGGCUGCGAGCGUGUGCGCGAGGCUCUCCGUGACAGCGGCGCCUGUAUGAGGCUUGUGGCGCCGCUGUUGCCAGGCUGGCGGCGAUGCUACCACCAGCGCGAGGCUUGCACCGUGGGCCGCAACGAUGCCACCCUGUUUGACCUCCUGGAAUGGCUGCAGGGUUCAAAACCUGCCCUGUCGGAGCGUGGCCAGCUUUUGGAGUCCAUCCAUGUGGGCCUCAAGACCUGUGGCUUUGAGCCCGAGAAGGACGGCUUAAUGCCUUUUUCCAUCUUCUGCAAACACUGGGUUUGCCUCCUCCAGUACCAGUUCCCUGACCACUACAGCAGUUUUCUGAGGCUCCUCCUUCAAAGUUCUUCAGAUCAGCUCCUUAGCCCUGACUGUUGGAAAGCUUCUCUGAAAGCUUUGGGCUGCCCCAGCUCCAUCCCAGCAAAGGAAAACGGAAGGAAAGAAAUGGCUGACCCAAGCCUCCCCCUGCAGCCUUCCACGGAGCCAAUUUUAUCACCUGAACAGGUCAUGGAGACCAUAGAGUGGUUGUCCGACUACUUCCUCAAACUGCGGUUGUCUUCUCAAGACUAUCGAAGUUUCGGACUGUUUUCCAAGUGGGCACCUUACGUGGCUCAUGUCAGGCGUCUGAUGCAGUAUCUGCUCCACCGUCUAAUUGACUCAAAAAUGGACAGCUUGUCACGGGAGCCCGUAGGCAGCAACAGGGUGUUUGAAGCUUUGCAUUCUCUAUUUUUAGUGACCAUUCAACUCUUCAAGCCGUGGCUUGAGGUUUUAGAGGGACAAGAAACGAGCAAACAGCGCUGCUAUCCCUGGCUGGAAAGUGACGCCUCCCUCUCGUCCACAAUGGUGGAGUUGUUUGCAUCCAGCGUAGACCUCCUACACAAAAGUUUUAAAGACAAGGUGCUUCCCAGCGACCCGGGAGUCCUCUGGCUCCUCGUCAUGCACUACAGCGAGUCGUACACGGCGCCCAAAAUGCCGGAGCACGUCCUGCACCUCUUCCACACGGAGCUGGGCCGCCUGCCUUGGAAGGAGGUUCACCCGGAUCAGCACCUGAUGGAGAAAUUCUUUAAGCAAUCUCCACUGCUCAACCUCCUGGGCCAGGCCAGCUCCCUUCCCUGGCAGCAUGUCAACAUGGCCUCCUAUCAGAGCAUCCUCGGUUACUUCAAUAGCCACUACUCCCCCUCCAUCCUUCUGGCCAAGGAACCAGCGGCUGAACUGGUGGUGAAGCUCUUGAAAGUGUCGGCCGGCUUCAGCACCUCUUUGGACAGCAGCCAGCACCCUGAUGCCAGCCUGAAGUGCCAAGCCUUCAUCCGCCAGAUUGUCCGCUUCCUUGGUCUUCUGGAACAAAAUGGGACAAUUGCUCCAGCAGUCCUGGAGCAGGAGUUCUCAAAACUGCUGGAGGAUAUCGCCCUCUUUAGUCCUCCAGGCGCCGAUGUCCAGCUUCGCAGUCUAUCCUUAAGCAGCCUCUUUGCCGAAGCCCUGAUGGUGAUCAACAACGCCAGUGCUGCCUCGGCAGGAUCCCUCCUGGCUUGUCUCUGCCGCUGGAUUGACAGCACAGUGCGCGGCUUAGGGGUGAUGCCGCUCUUAAGAGCCUCUUGUCAAAGUUUGGCAUCUGUCCAACACAUGGCCAUGACGAUGGAGGCUUGUGUCACCGCCUACUUUAACGAAGACCCUCCUCUCAACCAAGACUUGGGCUGGGGACCCAUUGUGGCCUCCCUGCAGGUUCCAGAACUGGCAGCCGAAGACUUCCUGCAAGCGUCCCUGUCGUCGGGAGGCUACCUCACCCUCUACGUUUACACACUGCAGCAGCUGAAGGCCGAGCGGACGCCGAGCAACGAGAUGAGGGCGCUCUUAACUUUGAGCAAGUGGUCGGAACAGGUGUUUCCCAGCUCUGCCCAGGACGAAGCUAAACUCUUCCUCUGGUGGCACAAAAUCCUGCAGCUCUGCCUGCUUCAAGCCGAACAGGAAGAUGCCAUCUUGAUGGAAUCGGUCAUCCGGGUCUUGACCUCUCUGCAAGGCCGGCAGAGCCUGCUGGCUGAAGAGAGACUCACCUCUGGACUCCUCGGUGCUAUUGGGCUGGGCAGGAGAUCUCCUUUAUCAAACAGGUUCCGUGUCCUCGCCCGGAGCAUGUCCGCCUUCCUCCUGGUGCAGCUUCCUCUGGAGAAUCAAAUUCGCCUGCGGUCGGGGCUGGAAUUGCAAUCCUCUUCCAAAGCUCAACAGGAAACUCUGUGUAAGAAACUGGUGAGGCUGAGUGUCUACGGAGAUUUCCCCCGUUCUCCAG